UCGUCAUCCACUCUGUAUCGAUAUCAGCCAUCUCAUUCUAAGAACGGGUUCUUACUUAGAAUGAUAAUGGCGGUUAAUGUUUCUUGAUCCGCGACUGCUUACAUAAAUGUUGAGUGCCAGACAUCUGUUAGCCAGUGCUGAAUAAGUUCUCAAAAGAUAUUUUUGACUUUUAUUUUGUUAUUAUUUAUUGUUCGGUUACCAAUAUGACCACUUAUGCUAGAAUCGCUGUUGUUGUUCUCUUGGCAUGUUUUACUUCAGGUGCCAUCGCUCAAGAUCUGCCAGUAACUCAGCAAUGUUUGGGGUGCAUCUGCGAAGCUAUCUCUUCGUGCAACACCACAAGAACGUGCUCUGGUGACGUAUGUGGUCCAUUCAGGAUAACCUGGGCAUACUGGGCAGACUCUGGAAAGCCAACAGUAAGAGGAGAAUCUACCGAAUCAAAUUCAGCAUACUCCAACUGCGCUGUUGACACUUACUGUUCUGCCCUUUCUGUACAAGGAUACAUGAGCAAAUUCCAACAGGACUGUGAUGGAAAUGGGAGAAUCGACUGCGACGAUUUUGCUACAAUUCACAAAAUUGGUGGAUAUGGAUGUAAAGGAGCCAUUCUUCCAGAGCCAUAUGGAGAACGGUACAGACAGUGCAAGAAUAUCGUUGGGCAGUACAAGCCCUGAACAAAUUUGCCUAUGUUAUUUUAAUCUUAGGUUCUCAAAGCUGUGAAUUUUUUUAAUAAACACUUAUUUCUAGACUGCGAAAAAGACACCUCACUCUUUUCAUAUUAUAUGCAUACCCAGCAUGUAUUACUCCACUUUAUCGUCAAUAUGAUGAAUUCUUCAGAGAUAAAC
Molecule: messenger RNA, 839 nt
Organism: Phaedon cochleariae (mustard beetle)
Lineage: Eukaryota; Metazoa; Arthropoda; Insecta; Coleoptera; Chrysomelidae
Source: the annotation of a GenBank genome assembly